This is a messenger RNA of Rubroshorea leprosula, 2089 nucleotides long. The record is from the annotation of a GenBank genome assembly. Lineage: Eukaryota; Viridiplantae; Streptophyta; Magnoliopsida; Malvales; Dipterocarpaceae.
UCUUUUAUUUUAAACCUCCAAUUCCGACAGCUCAUUCAAUCUACCGAGAGGCAAAACCAAAAACAUAAAAAUCAUGAGAAACGUUUUCUCAUUUUUUUUAAUGUUUAAUAAAUGAAUAAAAUACUAAAGUGGCCAUAAAUUAUAUGCCAUGGUUUCCAUAACUCCUCCCACCAUGAAAUUGUGAUCCUCAAAAAUGUCUGCUCUUCAAUUCUCGACCUCCUCCAAAUCUAACAACAUUUCCAGCUUCGAUGAGAAUCGGUGGGUCAUCAACAUCCGUCGAACCCUCGAGGAAGAGCUCGAAGACGACGCCCAAGUGCCCGUUUCCAUCUUCAACGUUCCCAAGCCACUCAUGUCCGCCCAUCCCGAUUCCUACACUCCCCAAGAGGUGUCCCUUGGCCCCUAUCAUCACUGGCGGCCAGAGCUGUACGAGAUGGAGAGGUACAAGCUGGCUUCAGCAAAACGGGCGCAGAAGCAGCUGCAGUGCCUCAAAUUUGAAGAUAUAGUUCAUCAAUUGGUCAAGCUCGAGGCUUGGAUUCGGGCGUGUUACCACAAGUACUUGGACUUAAGCGGGGAAACUCUGGCUUGGAUGCUGGCUGUGGAUGCAUCAUUUCUACUUGAGUUUCUACAGGUAUAUACUAUGCAUGAUGGAAAGACUUUAACCAGAGUUUCCUCCAGAAUGUUGCAUCUGGUGGAUUAUGCGGGGAGGAAAUCUGCCCACAACGCGAUUCUUAGAGACAUGAUAAUGCUCGAGAAUCAAAUUCCUCUGUUUGUCCUGAGGAAGAUCCUGGAAUUCCAAUUCCCAUCUCUGGAAUUAGCUGACGAAAUGCUGAUGUCCAUGUUGACCGGAUUCUGCAAGGAGCUUUCCCCAUUCAAAAUGAUGGAGGUCUUUCCGAACAUCAAUGUCUACAAACAUGCUCACAUUUUAGACCUGCUCUACGAAAUUCUCGUACCGAAGAUAAUUAACGAAUCAGAUGAACAGAUCGAAGCGGAGGAUCAGAAAGAUGAAACACAAAGCAGAGGAAGCGGUGCAGCAGAAUAUAGCUAUGUGAGACAGCUCCUGAAUGUGGUAUUAACUCUUAUAUUCAAAGUACAGAGAGGCCCCCUGCGUCUCAUUAAAUUUGUACUCAAAUUACCAUGGACAAUCAUCUCCAACUUACCUGGAUUCACAAUCCUGAGACAGCCGGUGGACUAUCUAUUCUUUUCACAAAAUAAGGAAGAAGUCAAGCCGGAAAACAAUAGCGCUACCAUUAACAAACCUCCUUUGGUGGAGGAAAUCGACAUCCCUUCGGUUUCUGAGCUCUUUAAGUCAGGCGUCUGUUUCUCCCCCACAACUGGUAACAUCUCCUCUAUCAGUUUCGAUGUCAACACAGUUACGUUAUACCUUCCGACCAUCAGUUUGGACGUUAACUCCGAGGUGAUCCUGAGGAACUUGGUAGCCUAUGAAGCAUCAAACGCGUCCGGACCACUGGUUUUCGCGCGAUACACAGAGUUAAUGAACGGGAUCAUCGACACCGAAGAAGAUGUCAAAUUGCUAAGGCAAAAAGGGAUUAUUUUAAACCGAUUAAAGAAAGACGCUGAGGUUGCGGAUCUAUGGAAUGGGAUGAACAAGUCCAUUAGAUUAACGAAAGUUCCUUUUUUAGACAAGGUGAUUGAAGACGUUAACAAGUAUUAUAAGAGCCGGUGGAAUGUCAGGCUCCGAAGCUUUGUGAGGCAAAACGUUUAUGGUUCCUGGCGAUUUCUGACACUGCUCGCCGCAAUCUUGCUAUUGAUCUUGAUGACAUUGCAAGCAUUCUGUUCAGUCUAUAGCUGGUCUCGCAUAUUUCGUAUCAAUACUACAAGUUCUUGAACACCAAGUCGUUUUUUUUUUUUUUUUGGUUUCAAACAUUUAAACAUGAAUAACUGUAAUUGGUUUGUUUGAUUGAUCUGUUUGUUUUCCAAAAUGAUGUUGUUCGAUUCUUCAUGGACAAGUUGUUAUGAUGUUUUUUCUCUUUAGAACUAUAGAUGAUACUUACCACUUUCGUCAUGCUCUAUACUUGCCACUUCUGUCAGAAUCACAUGUAUUUUGAAAAUAUAAAAUUUCUUAAUCUUG